Molecule: messenger RNA, 2401 nt
Organism: Homarus americanus (American lobster)
Lineage: Eukaryota; Metazoa; Arthropoda; Malacostraca; Decapoda; Nephropidae
Product: collagen alpha-1(I) chain-like
Exons: 14
Source: RefSeq, a predicted model, not a curated record
AUGUCCCUCCCAGAGGCACCGGUGCCCCCAAGGGACCUCUCAGGUGUGGUAGCGCCCCCAGGCGCCGGCCAAGAGGUAACGUCGCCCCCAGGGGACCGCCAAGGGGUAACGUCGCCCACAAGGGCUUUCCUUAUGGGCAGCGAUGCACCCAGGGGCUCUCCUCAGGGUGCGUCACUCUUAGGGGCUCUCACAGGGGUGUCGGUGCCCCCAGGGAACCUGGCAAAGGUGGCGGCGCUCCCAGGGGCCCUACCUGGGGCGGUGGCGCACCCAGGGUCCUUCCCAGGUGUGGUGGCCCCAGAGGGUCCCUCCCAGGGGCACCGGUGCCCCCAGGGGACCUCUCAGGUGUGGUUGCGCCUCCAGGCGCCGGCCAAGGGCGAUACUCCCAGGGACUCCUCAGGGGCAUCGGUGCCUUCAGGGGAGCUCUCAGGUGUGGUGGCGCCCCCAGGGGUCCGCCAAGGGGUCACGUCGUCAGCAGGGGCUCUUCUUAGGCGCACCGAUGCCCCCAGGGGCUCCCCUCAGGGGUCACCGGUGCCCCCAGGCGAUCUCUUAGGUAUGGUGGCGCCCCCAGGGGCCCGCCAAGGGGUAACAUCGCCCCCAGGAGCUCUUCUUAGGGGCAGAGCGAUGCCCCCAGGGUCUCCCCUCACGGACAGCCGUGCCUCCAGGGGUCCUUCCAGAGCAGGUGGCGCCCCAAGGGGCAGCGGGUCAGUGGUGCCCCUAGGGGUUCUCUCAGGUAUGGUGGCCCCCCCAAGGGCCUGCCAAGGGGUAACGCCGCCUCCAGGGGCCCGACAAGGGGUAACGGUGACCCCAGGGGACCGCCAAGGGGUAACGUCGCCCAUCGGGGCUCUUCUUAGGAGCAGCGAGGACCCCAGGGGCUCUCAGGGCGCCGGCCAAGGGGUAACGUCGCCCCCAGGGGACCGCCAAGGGGUAACAUCACCCAGAGGGGACCGCCAAGGGGUAAUGUCGCCCACAGGGGCUCUUCUUAGGGGCAUCGAUGCCCCCAGGGGCUCUCGUCAGGGGGUGUCGGCGACCUCAGGGGCCCUGACAAGGGUGUCGGCAAUCCCAGGAGCCCUGCCAGGGGCGGUGGCGCACCCAGGGGCCUUCCCAGGUGCGGUGGCGACCACAGGUUUCCUCUCAAGGGCACCGGAGCCCCCAGGGGACCUCUCAGGUGUGGUGGCGCCCUCAGGUGCCCUCCAAGGGGUAACGUUUCCCACAGGUGCCCGCCAAGAGGUAACGUUGCCCCCAUGGGACCGCCAAGGGCGAUACUCCCAGGUCUCCUCAGGGGCAUCGGUGCCUUCAGGGGAGCUUUCAGGUGUGGUGGCGCCCCCAGGGGUCCGCCAAGGGGUCACGUCGUCAGCAGGGGCUCUUCUUAGGCGCACCGAUGCCCCCAGGGGCUCCCCUCAGGGAGCCCGCCAAGGGCUAACGUCGCCCCCAGGGGACCGCCAAAGGGUAACGUCGCCCCCAGUCGCUCUUCUGUGGUCAGCUAUGCCUCCAGGGGCUCUCCUCAGAGUCACCGGUGCCCCCAGGCGAUCUCUUAGGGUCAGUGGUGCCCCUAGGGGUUCUCUCAGGUAUGGUGGCCCCCCAAGGGCCUGCCAAGGGGUAACGCCGCCUCCAGGGGCCCGACAAGGGGUAACGGUGACCCCAGGGGACCGCCAAGGGGUAACGUCGCCCAUAGGGGCUCUUCUUAGGAGCAGCGAGGACCCCAGGGGCUCUCAGGGCGCCGGCCAAGGGGUAACGUCGCCCCCAGGGGACCGCCAAGGGGUAACAUCACCCAGAGGGGACCGCCAAGGGGUAAUGUCGCCCACAGGGGCUCUUCUUAGGGGCAUCGAUGCCCCCAGGGGCUCUCGUCAGGGGGUGUCGGCGACCCCAGGGGCCCUGACAAGGGUGUCGGCAAUCCCAGGAGCCCUGCCAGGGGCGGUGGCGCACCCAGGGGCCUUCCCAGGUGCGGUGGCGACCACAGGUUCCCUCUCAAGGGCACCGGAGCCCCCAGGGGACCUCUCAGGUGUGGUGGCGCCCUCAGGGGCCCUCCAAGGGCAAUGCCCCCAGGGGCUCUCCUCAGGGGCACUGGUGUCCCCAGGGGAGCUCUCAGGUGUGGUGGCGCACCCAUGGGCUCGCCAAGGGGUAGCGUCGCCCCCAGGGGCUCUUCUUAUGGGCAGCGAUGCACCUAGGGGCUCCCUUCAGGGUCAGCAGUGCCCCAGGGGACCUUCCAGAGGUGGUGGCGCCCCAAGGGGCGGCGCUACCCUCAUGGGCCUUCCCAGCGAUACUCCCAGGGACUCCUCAGGGGCAUCGGUGCCUUCAGGGGAGCUCUCAGGUGUGGUGGCGCCCCCAGGGGUCGGCCAAGGGGUCACGUCGUCAGCAGGGGCUCUUCUUAGGCGCACCGAUGCCCCCAGGGUCUCCCCUCAGG